Fukomys damarensis (Damara mole-rat) is the source of this 2374-nucleotide messenger RNA. RefSeq names its product transmembrane protein 70 (gene Tmem70). The record is from RefSeq and is a predicted model, not a curated record. Gene Ontology annotation, cellular component: mitochondrial membrane. Lineage: Eukaryota; Metazoa; Chordata; Mammalia; Rodentia; Bathyergidae. The transcript is spliced from 2 exons. Gene Ontology annotation, biological process: mitochondrial proton-transporting ATP synthase complex assembly. Bases 84 to 566 code for a protein of 160 amino acids.
CAUGGCUGAUUUUCAAAUAAAAUCAUAUUCUAUACUUUUAGGUGGAUGGAAACUUUUGGGGACACUACUUAACCCACUACAGCAUGACAAAGAUAACAGGGAUAAAAGGUGUGAAAUGUUUCUCUUAUUCUACAAGUAUGAUCAGCCUUGCAUGUCUACCGUAUAUUUUUUCACAAAGUAAUACUAUAUUUGGAAAUCUGCCUUUACAAAUCCUAUUUUAUGGUGUUAUCGGAAGCUUUACAGUGAUUACCCCAGCACUGCUUCAUUUUGUUACAAAAGGCUAUGUCAUUCGGUUGUACCAUGAGGCCACAACAGACACUUAUAAAGCCAUUACUUACAAUAUUGUGCUUUCAGAAACGAGCACAGUGUUUCACCAGAAUGAUGUGAAGAUUCCAAACAGCACACAUUUGUUUACCACAUUUUAUGCUAAAACAAAAUCACUGUUAGUUAAUCCAAUGCUCUUUCCAAAUCAUGAAGACUAUAACCAUCUAAUGGGUUAUGACAAACCAUUUACUUUUGAUAAAGAGGAAGACAAUGAAAAGAAACCGCUCGGGGAUGAGGAGUGAGCCUGUUGUUUUUAGGUUUGUGCUUCAAUGUAAUUUAUGUUAGCAGGUGUAAGAUUGCCUUUACUUUUGUAUUGUUAGUCAUUGUUAAAAAUAAUUUGAAACUAUCAGCUAUUAAUUUCCAGAGAAUGAUCCUUAGAAUAAGCUAUGUUUGGAAAAUAAAAGAGGUCUUAUGUUUGUUAAAAAGUGUGGAUAUCCAUGCAUGCUGUUAUAUGCAUGGAUGAUGUAAGUUGUGAUUGCCCCUAUACUAGGAAUCAGAUGUCAGAAGCAAACAGGAGUGUUGUGUUUUUCCUUAUGUUUGGAUAUUUCUAGGUGUAUGAAUAUUCUUUUCCCACAUAAAAACAUUUUGAAAGUUGUCACUGCCCAUAAUAACGUCCAUGUAUAGUUUGUGGUCUGAUGUAAGAGAAAGGAAGGAGCAAGGUACAAUAUUCCCUUCCAGGUCACAUUCCCAGUGACCCACCUCUUCCACUCAGGCCCUCCUUCCUAACAGCACAUUCAGCUGUGAACUCAUCAAUAGAUUAACCCACUGGUGAGUUAUACCACCUCCAUCUCUGAGCACAUGGGGACUUCUUAGGUAUAAACCAACCACAUGUAUGAGGGAGGUGGAAGGGAGGAAAACAGGAGCAUCCCUCAUUCACAGGGAAAAGUCAUUCAAGUCCAAGGUGGUUAGAAGCUUAUUCAUAGAGGAUAGCUUGGGGCAGAAAAGCUAUUUUCCUGAGAUCUAGAGCCUGUCUUGAUAGGAUCAGCUUGAUCAUCAGACUCAACUCCCACCUGCAUUCCUGUUUGCCACCUUAUGCUCAGGUUGGGCCUCUACCUCCUUGUUCUCUGUCUGUUGUUGUCUGCACGGAUGCCUGUUGUUAUCCUGGCAGUGAAUGAGAUACCUUUCUAGAAAAAGUUACUUCAUGAUCACAUGUUUAUUAGAAAGUCAUUCCUAGUUUCACUUAGGAAAAAUAACUGGUUAUCAUUUUGAAGUUUUUUCAAGAUCCCUCAAUUUGUUUUGAGUAUGUCUCUUUUUUUUAAGUCUUUACUGUAAUUAAAUGUAUUCACAAUUUACAUAAAUGUUUAAUCUUCAAGAAACAAAUUCAUAAGAUGCAAAACCAGGAAACAAGUUCAUUAGAUACUGCUGCUCUUAAAAGCACAGAUGGUAAGGUGAGCUGCAAGGAACAGAAAGGUAAUCUCACACUUAAGCAAGGUGUAUGUAGCUCCUUAAGUGUCGUACUAAAAUGAUCAUUUUUCCACCUAUGGAAGUAUUUUUUAUUUGCUCGUAUAAAAAAAGAAAAUCCAGAAGACUAGGAGGAAAAGAAGCACUAAAUGGGAAAGGUGACUUCUGAAGGUCAUGGCUUGCAGUGAGACUAGGACAUAGGAAGGAUUAGCAAUUAUUUCUGAAAGUAUCAAAAUCAGCACAAACAACUUGGGCCACAAGGAAGAUAAAUAUAUGUGCUUCCAUCAUGCCACUGUGGUGCCCUCACCGCAGAGUUAAUCUCAGCAGGGAGGGUAAUGAGUCUUCCAUUGUGUAGGAGCAGGGGUGGUGAAUCUUAUUUGACUCAAGGCAGGGUUGUGAUUGGUAAUGGAUGUCUAGUUGCAUUAACACUUAGUGGAUUAUAUGCCACAAACAGCAGGGAAGAGCCACCGCCACUGUGCAUGGUACCAACCAAUAGACUUGUGGCCUGGACAGAAUAAAAAGGAAAAAAAGAGAAAGUCUUCCCUUUUCUUUGGAGGAGUUCUGGUCUUCACCAUUGUCUUUGGAUGUUGGUUUUGUUCUUUCAGGCUUCCAGAACAGAUUCUGGCUUUCUAAUAGACACUUUGGCUUU